This is a messenger RNA of Argiope bruennichi, 2152 nucleotides long. RefSeq names its product RB-associated KRAB zinc finger protein-like. Gene Ontology annotation, biological process: regulation of DNA-templated transcription. Gene Ontology annotation, molecular function: RNA polymerase II cis-regulatory region sequence-specific DNA binding; zinc ion binding; DNA-binding transcription factor activity, RNA polymerase II-specific. The transcript is spliced from 2 exons. The record is from RefSeq and is a predicted model, not a curated record. Bases 363 to 1613 code for a protein of 416 amino acids. NCBI's taxonomy places the organism in Eukaryota, Metazoa, Arthropoda, Arachnida, Araneae, Araneidae.
UUAUAAAACCCAUUCUGCUGAUAAACUGUUUAAAUUAUAUGAAAAUAAAAGCUUUUAAAUUCAUGAAUAGUCGACAAAGCAGAUGGCUUCCUAAGAUGACUAGAUACAAUGAAAAGAAAUCUCUUUCUUCAGUCGAAGCAAACUUUUAUCCAGAUCCUGUAUAAAUAUCUUUGCCAUGGCUACUGCUCACUUUUUGAGAAAGUGUAUGCAAAACCUAAAUAAUGGACAUAAUCAUGGGACUAAAGAAAGUCAUUAGCAAUCAAUAUGUGGAAGCAGUUAGUACUGGUACAAAAAUCAAAAGCACAACUUUUGUGAGUAAGAAACCUUUUAUGUACAAUAACUGCAACAGCUAACAUUUUCAUAUGGAUAUGAAAGAAACCUUGCAUACUUGUAAUAUUUGCAGUAAGGAGUUUUCUGAAAUGUGUAUUUUAAAUGAACAUCUCUGUUCUCAUACAAAUGAAAAACCACAUUCUUGUAAUGUAUGUGGUGAAGAAUUUCCUUCCAAAAAUACUCUGCAGACACAUCUUCUGACUCAUAAAAAUGAAAGACCUCAUUUUUGUGAUGUGUGUGGUAAAGACUUUUCACGAAAAAUUGAUUUAAAUGUUCAUUACCGUUCACAUACAAAUGAAAAGCCUUAUUCGUGUGAUUUAUGCAAUAAAAAAUUUGCUUUGAAAAAUAUUUUAAAGCAACAUUAUCGAACUCAUACAAAUGAAAAACCAUAUUCUUGUGAUGUAUGUGGUAAAGUAUUUUCUGCCAAAAAUAAUCUUAAUACCCAUUAUUUAACUCAUUCAAAUGUUAAGCCCUAUUCUUGUGAAAUGUGCAGUAAACAAUUUUCUAGGAAAAGUUAUUUAAAAGAGCAUUAUGGAACUCAUACAAAUGAAAAACCUUAUUCGUGUGAUAUAUGUAAUAAAAACUUUUUACGCAAAUAUGAGUUAAAAAGACAUUACUUUGUUCAUGAAACUGAGAAGAAUUAUUCCUGCGAUGUAUGCAGUAAAAAAUUUUCUGGGAAAAUUAGCUUAAGACAACAUUAUCGAACUCAUGCAAAUGAAAAUCUUUAUUCAUGUGAUGUCUGUGGUCAAGGAUUUUAUCACAAAGGUAAUUUCAAGAAACAUCUUCUGUCUCAUUCAUAUUCAUAUGAAAAACCCUUUUCUUGUGAAAUAUGCAAUAAAAAGUUUUCUCAGAAAAGUCGUUUAAAUGAACAUUUUCUAAUUCAUUCAAAUGAAAAACCUUAUUAUUGUGAUGUAUGCAAUAAAGGUUUUUUGGACAAAGGUAAUUUAAAAAAACAUCAGCGUACUCAUACAAAUGAAAAGCCAUAUUCUUGUGCUGUUUGCAAUAAACAAUUUUCUCAGAAAAGUCACUUAAGGCAGCAUUGCCGAAUUCAUACUAAGGAAAAACCUUAUUCUUGUGAUAUAUGUAGUAAGGAAUAUGCACAGAAAGCUAAUUUAACUAUACAUUAUCGCUCUCAUACUAAUGAAAGGCCUUUUACUUGUGAUGAAUGUGGAAAAGGAUUUUCUUCGAAACGUUAUUUAAAUAAACAUCUUCGUACACACUCAAAGGGAAAAGAUGAAUCUAGUGAUAUAUGUGAAAACAAUUUUUCUAUAAAGGUGACUUAAAUGGACAUUUUAAUGUUCAUAUGAAGAAAAAAGAUCCUUUGGGGGAAAUAUGAAGCAAUAAUUUUUUCAUCUAAAAAUAUUAAAAUUGCAAUCUGUAAGCCAAGCAGCUAAUGCUCCUAUUAUCUCCAGGCUGAGGAAAAGGCUGAGUUGUGUAAAAUACUAUUUAUUAUUUCUCUUUAAGAUAGCUAACAUGCAUUAUUUCAUCCCUAUGCUCAUGCUGAUAGUCCUUAAAGUUUAAGUAAUAGCAAUGACAUCAUAUUAAAAUUCCUGAUUAGAUAAAGUUGUUAUAGAUUUAAAAUUUAUUAAUUCACUAGUGAAGGAUAAUUUUAAUGUAUUUUAUGUUGAAUUGUUGAUCAGUUUAAAUUUCUUUGAUUCUACAAGUAACUACUUCAAUUCUCCUACUCCAAAUUAUGAUGUGGAGAUGUUAAGGUUAAGAUCAUGUUAAGAUUGCUCUUCAUAAAUCACACAUUUUUGAAAGUGGCUUUAUUAAGUUUACAAUCAUGAAGUUUUCAAUUCAACUUCUUGAUAAUAUCAAAUUA